Molecule: messenger RNA, 15493 nt
Organism: Cinara cedri
Lineage: Eukaryota; Metazoa; Arthropoda; Insecta; Hemiptera; Aphididae
Source: the annotation of a GenBank genome assembly
UUUUUUUUUAUAGUUGACAUGUAUUUGAACAUUUACGAAUUGAAACUAUGAAUAUAUGUUCCAUAUGAUCAUAUGGUUCAAUGAGAAAAAUAUUGUAUCCAGGGAAUUUUCCUGGUAAUCUUUUGUCGUUGGUGAAGUCAUCUUCCCAUUGUGCAUUCGAGGGGUUUUAUGAUUCGCGAACAGAAUUUUUUUGCCGUCGUAUCCCGGACACAGUAUUCGAGUCGAUCGAUUAUUUUUAGAUCUUUUAGCUCUUUAGUUUACUGUAUUUUAGUGAUUGUCGGUCAAUCAUAUUAGUAGUCUUAUCAUGUCGUGUUAGUAGUAAUUCAAUCGUAUUUGUGAUGUUGCCCGAAAAUGGUUUGUAUAGACGAAGUAGUUGCUUACUUCAAAACACUUAAAAGCUACGAACGGCUUUGGAUGAUGUGUAGACUCCAAAGCCACUGUCUUCCAAUUGAGUUGAGGUACCUCGGCACUUGUUUAGAUAGCUUGUCUAAGAGAGAUAUUCAUAUUUUGAAAAAGUUGGAACUCGAAGCGAACGAUCCAGCCAACGUUAGUGAAGUAGCUCGUCGUUGUAUUUGCGAUAAAACUGUCAGGGCAGCGGUCAUUAAGUAUUUGUCUGUAUUAAACACAAAUAGUACUAAGUGCUCGGAACUAAUUUAUACGGCCUUAACAGACGAAAAAGGUCUACAGCGCAUAUUCAAGUGUCCAAAAGCGUUCUUCAACGAUAAAAACGCAUUUGAAGAGCUUAUGGUAUUGUAUACAUUGGCUGUAAAUCAUCCAGCAUUUUUAUUUGAACAAAAAACUCAACUAGAUAGUAUAUUCAAUUGUAUCAAGAAAGAAAAAGAAAGACAGUUAUCUAAAAACAAAGGCGUUGAUCAAGAUACAGAAUCUACUGAGAGUUUAGAGGUAUGUAUAAUAUGUUAGGUUGUCAAAUAAUUUUCUUAUAUAGGUACCGACAUUUAAUUUAAACUAAUUUAUGAAAUAAAUUAUAAAAACAAAUAAUUUUUUUUAUUAUAAAUCAUUAAGUGUGUACAAUUCAUAAUAAUGAAUAGUAAUACGGUGUACUUGUUUUUUUCUGUUUGUACCGAUAGCAGUGAGGACUCUGUUUUCACAAUACUUUCCCACUGUUGCGUCGUUAAUUAAAGAAAAUUCAAUAAGUGGUCUUGAAAUUCUGUUUUCCCCUUCAUGGGGCAAGCUCACAUUAACUUAGGAUACUAUUGAAUGUGGUGUACUUAUAUAAUAUAAUAUUACGUUAUUAUUAAUUUGAAUAAAUCUAUUAAAAAAUUGUAAAUGUUCAAAUUUAUGGCUGUAAUAUAUAUGUAUAUUUUAAAAGUAUAGCCUAUAUUGAAAUUACAGUACCUAUUAACAUUCCAUAAAAAUUAUUAAAAUAGUAGUAAUUAUAUUAACUAAGUAUUCUCGUAUAUUUAAUAAGUACCUACUUAUAUCUUUGGUUCUAUACCAACUUAAUAAAUGAAAUAAAUUGUCAUUUAUAAAUUAAUUUAUAUUGUUUCGUAUAAACAUUUUACAAGCAAUAAAACGAAAUUAAAAAUAUUUGAAUACCUUGUAAACAUUUGCUUUUAAUUUAUCUAAACUUUACAGUAUUAAAUAAUAAAAUAUUGAGUAAUAUUUAAAUCAGUAGAUAAUACUAAAAAUACAGCUUUUAUAGAGCUUUUGAAUUAUAAUUUAUAAAUUAUAAAUCUGUAUUAGUUUUCGUAUCAUAUCCAAUACAUUUUAAAAGAUAGUAAUUAUUUAACAACAAUUACUUUUAAGUGAAUUGUUGUAUGUGUUUUAUAUUUAUUGUCUGCGCAACUCAUUUGGAAAUUAACAUACGCUUAGUUAAACUUAUUAUAUUCUUCAGUAAGUACUUAAUUUAAAUAUUAUAUAGGUAUCUCUUUCAAUAUUAAACUCUCGAAAAAGUGACUUAUAUAAAUAUUUUAUUUUUUGGUACUUACUAAAUUAUUUUCAGAUAUUUCUAAGCUAUUAAUUAUUUAAAUAUAAAUAAAAGUAUAAUUUAGUUAAUGGUUUAGUAGAUAUUUUAUUGUUUGUUAUGCGGGUGAUUGAAAAUAUCAUACUUGAAAGUUAUUAUCAUUUUAUUAAAAAAAUAUCUUUAUUUUAAUGUUUAUCUUUUAGUACUUUUGAUUACAUAAUAACAUUUGUUUAAAAUGGAAUCAAUUUUAUUAGAAUAUUAUAUUGCAUUACAAUAUGUAUCUAAUUGUUUCUUUGUCUUCAAAUUAAUUUAUACUUGCUAGGCAAAUAUAUAAAUUUAAGAAUUUUUAUUAUGCUAUGUUUUGCAUGAUUUUUCAACUAUUUUUUUUUUUUAUAAAUGAAUUAUAAAAACUAAAAGAUUGUAUUAAUUUUACAGUCUUUUUCUGUUUUUUUUUUUCAGUUUUACAAUUUAUUUAAUCAUGUGUUAAUGCAUCUAGCAUGAAUAUUUGACAUUCGAUUUGUAGAAUUAAAUAUUUUAUAUUAUUUUUUUGUUGGAACAUGGCACAUAUUUAUCUAUUCUUUGUUAAUUUAUGAUGAAAUAUUAUUUAGAUAAACAGUAUGUACUUAAUGUACUUAUUAAUAAUUUUAAUUAACUAACAUUUUAAGGAAUAUUUAACUAUAUAUUUUAUGAUUUAAAUUAUAUUUGUGUCUAUCUACUUAUUUUCUUUAUGCAGCAUUCAUAUGAUCUAGUCGUGUUACCAGCAAAAUUGGACUAUUUCUAACAUCUGUGAUUGGCUUAAAAACUACAGCGUGAAUAUCUUCACUGCCAAAGAUCACAUUUCUAUAAUAUGUACGUAUUUUAUCAUGAAUAGGUAGCUGAGAAUAUUUUAUCUAUUCAUAGGUAUUAGGGCUUUGAACCUUAAGAGGGUGUGAUACACUGAUACCUGCAUGAGGUCUUAUCUCCAUUUUACAAACAUACAAUAUAUCAAAAUUGUAUUCAGUAAGGAUAAUAUUGUGCUGUUAAUUUUAAUAUUUCAGUGAAUUGACCUAUUAUCAAAUUUAAAAAUAAGAACAUUAUUUUGUGAAACAAUGUCCCCAUUUUUUCUUUUGGUAUUUAAAUGUUUAAGAGAGAUAUGAGUGGAUAUGUGAAAAAUCACAAUUUAAUAAUACUAAUAUCUCACUUGAAAAUUAAAAUAUUGAAAAAAAUAGCUCCAAUAUUACAAAUUUGCUAUGUAAUAAAUUUGUAAGAUUGAGACAUUAUGUGCAGUAUCACAUUCUCAUAAGGAUUUGUACCCACUUUUGUGAUAAAUGUUACAUUACCAUUAUGAUGAUUGUGACAAUAAUAUUGUUUUUUGAAACCAUGAAUAUAUUUUGUCUCUAAAAUCACUGUAUUAUUAGCAUUUAUCGCUGAAAUGUGGACAUUUUUCAAUAAUAAUAUUUUUGAUAAAUACUUUUUGGGUUUUUGGUACCUACAUAUAGUAAAUUACUAAAAAUUAAUAUUCUUGUUUUCAUUAAAAUAUUAAUUAUUUUAGUGAAAUUUAGACAAUUAUUUAAUAAACAUUCAAUUAUUUCCUAACCACUUUAAAUAAUUUUAAUUUUAUAUUGUUUAUUUAUUUGAUAAUAUAAAUUUCUAUAUUUGUUUGAUUUUUUUUUUUUUUUGCAUGCGAUUUUAACAAUUUGUUAAGUAUAUAUUUAUAAAUACAAAAUGUUAUGCAGGUUGAUAAUUUUUAACAAUUGAAUAAUUUUCAUAAUAUUCAAAUUAACUCAUUUUGCCUCUACUAAUCUUAAAUAUCAUAGAAAAAAUCAUUUUGUAGUUGUCAUUAUUUAUUAUUGAUAUUUCAUGUUAUAUAAUUUUGUGGUUCAGGGUCUUAAUUUAAUUUAUGUUUAAAGCCCCAAUUUGUAUAUAUUAUAUAAGUUAUUCAUUUGAGAAUAGUAUCAUAAUAAUGGUAGAAACUAAAUUAAUUAGUAGUGCAAUUUCAAAAUUGUGUUGUUAAUAGUUACAUAAACCAUGACUGAAUAAUUCACAUUUAAAAUAUGUAUUUAUUAAUUAAAGCUAAAUUAAUUUGAUUGAUUUUUAUUUUAACUCAAAGUGCUAGUAUUGCUCGAGUUAUUUUAGAACAUUUUGUGAAUUGACUACUUCUAGUUAUAAAUAUUGAAAUUCAAUUUUUAUUUUAAAAUUAAAAAAUAGUACUGAAUUUAAGUUUAAUAUUGAGUUUACUUUAAACAUUAAUUACAUACUUAUAUGCACAAAAAGAAAAAACAGUUUUGGUUAAUAAAUAAUAUACAAUACAUAAGUACAUAUACAUAUUUUUUUCAAUUAAUUAUGGAAACAACACAGUUUAUUAUGAAUUAUAGACACUAGACAGUAUUAUAAAAUUAUAAUUAUCAUAACUAAUCAGUUAAUUAUUUAUUUAUUUUAGUGCACAUGUAAUACAAAAUUGAAUAUGUUUUAUUAAUUACAUAUAAUAUUAAUGUAAGUUCUAUUUUAUUAAAUAAACAAAUUAAUUGAUUUUUUGAAACUCAUUAAAACCCAUUAAAAUAAAUUUCAAAGCUUUUGAAUUAUACAGUUUACUAAUGUGUAUUUUUUAACAAAAUAUACACAGGUACCUACUACUUAUUAUUAAUUUUUAGAUUCUGGGUGGAGUGAAGAAUCUUAUGAUCUUACAAAGAUGUUUAUUUUUUUUUGCUCCAAUUUAUAAUGAUGGCAAUUUUUCUAAAAGGAAAUCUGACUCGGGAGGUAUUUAAAAAGGUCAUUUUUGAUUUUCCCAGCAAAUGUGAAAGAUGUAGGAAAACAAGAAAAUGAACAUAAAUAAAUAUUAUUAAAGAAAAUAUAUAAAGCCUAUUUAAUUAUUUUACUAUAAUAUGACAUAUAUAUAUUGUUGAUGGAGCAUCACUAUCAACUGAACUCUGCUCAGAAUCGUUUUUUGUUAGCAAUGGUUUAUCAUUGAUUACAGGUUUACAUUACAUUACCCAUAUCGGUGGCUGCACCUGUCUCCAUUAUCCUAGGAUGUCAUUUUGUUUUUUAAAAUUUAUGAUUAUAUUAAAUUAAAAUUAAUUUGAAAAUAAUUACAUAAAAAAUAAAGUACUCUACCUCAUACCAUAAAUAAUAUAUAAUAUAUAAUUUCAUGUUAAUUAAACAAUUAUUAUAUGAGAAAGAUUAAUGGAAUCAAUUUUAAAAUUUAAUAUUUAUUAUAAGUAUAAUCAUUGAAUAUCUGAUCAUCUAUAGUUAGUAAUAUUAAAAUGUAUAAUAUAGGUUUUUGAUUAUAAUGAUGUUAAGAUAACAGAUAAUUUAUUGAUUAUUUUUGAAGAUUUUCUCAAAAUGUGAAAUUGUAAAACAUAAUUUGUUUUAUAUAUAUAUCACCUAUUGUAUAUAAAAUUAUGAUUUAUGUUUCAUAAAGUCACCUUAAUUUAUUUAUUUAUUAGUUAUUAAAAAUUAAUGACCAACAUUUUACGAAUAUUAUUUUUUGCCAAUCACUAGUCAAUACCAAAUUUAUUUCAAAACCACCAAUAAGAUGAUCUAACACAUAUUGUAAAUAUGUGUAUUUAAAAACCCAUAUAUAUUUUAACAAUAUUGUUUUUUACAUAACACUGACUAUUUAAUAUUUAAAGAGUUAAUGUUUUUAAUUUAAAUAUUAUACCUAAAUUAAUAUAUUCAAAUACAAAACGGAAAAUUUGUAACUAAUUAAUAGUUAUAAAUAAUUACUUUGACAAUAUUACUGAAUAUCAAACAUUAAAAAUCAAAAGUCAAAUUGAUUAUUUAGGUAAUCAUGUAACUGCUUUAUUUAUGUAGAUAAGAAAAAAAUACAUAUUUUUAUCUAGACAAUGCACAACACUUGGUAGUAUACAAAUAUAUUUGAUUUCUAAAAAUAUGUUCCAUAAAACUAAAAUUGUUAUCUAAAUUUAGCUAUUAUGCAUAUAAAAGAAAAUAAACAAAAAUAGUAUUCAUUUUUCAAACCAAUAGAUCUUAUUUUUCUGGAAUGAUUUAAAAUCUAGAAUAUAUUUAUUAUAUACCUACUUCAUAUUUUUUUGUUCUAGAGUAUUAACACAAUGAUUCCACCACCCAACUUUAUGUACCAGCCAGCUCAUGGGGGAUCAAAUUAUCCACUGAAUAGGAAUGGUUAUUUAUAUCCACGUCAUUGUAAGUACAAUUUAAAUUAGUUAGAAUAAUACAAUAAACAAAACGCAUGUUUAUGUUAUUUCAGAUUAUCCGUUUCCUCCUAUGAAUGUACCACCAAUGCAAGUUUGUUACGACUAUCCACCACCUUCAGCAGUUUCGGCAAUACCCCGAGCACCACAUCAGCCAAAUUUUGCAAAAUCUUCAAGUCCUGUUUCAUGGCAUCCACGCACAUUCCAAAUAAAUCCACGCAAUCAACCACCAAAUGCAAGUUCAAAACAAAGACAUCCUACUCCACCUAGAUAUCGCAGUCCACCGGACCCAACUUAUCCAUUUGCGCAAUCAUGGAACAAUUGGAACAUGUAUCAAAUGUCUCCUCAUAAUAUGUAUACUCAUUAUAAUUACCCCCCUGGAAUGGUAAAUAGCAAUAUAUACUUAUAAUUAUUUAAAAUCAGUAUUUUAGAUAUUGAGACAAUGGACUUGCUAGAUUUAAUACACCUUUUAGUCGUAUAAAUAUUUUUCAUUCUAAUUUAGUUCUUGUAAAACUGGUAUAUGUCAAAUAAUGCAUAAAAUAUAAUUUAAGAAUUGGUAUGGUUCUUUUAUUAAUUAAGUAUUUCUUAAAAAUAAAAAUAAAAGAUCAACUCAAAUUAAUUUUUUUAAAUUAAUUUAUGGAAUAUUGAAGCACAAUUUUAUUUUUAAUCAUCAAUUUUGUUUAAAAAAUCUAUGAUAUAAUUAGUUUUAUAUUUAUAAACCAAAUUAAAUUUUAUUAUUUAAAAUAUUUUUUGUAUAAAACAGUUUAAAUUGAAUUUGCUUUAUUUUAUUUUAGAUAAUAUCCUAUUAAUACCUACUUAAGUUUUUUUUUAAAUUCAUAUUAUGAAUAUAUAUGACAUAUUAAGAAGUUAAAAUUGUGUAGCUCUAUAAAACUAAAAAAUGUAUUUUAAACCUAGCAAAAAAUCAAUAAAAAUUUAAAAUGAAGUACCAAAAGUCCCAACAAAAAGUACCUAAUCUACUUUAAAAAACCAACAAAAAAUAUAUAUUAAAUAUAUUAAUUUUGUUUUAUUUGUAUUAUUUAAUGUAUACAGUUAAAUAUACAUAUAACAUAACAUUAAUUAUGUAAUUAACAUUACAUGUGUUUAUAUUCAACGUUACAGUAAGUUUAAUAUCCUAAACUAUAUACAAAUACAUAACAUAAAAUUGUAAAAAAAAAAUAAUUAAUAAUAUUAAAAAAAUCAACUAAAAUUUUCAAGAACAUUUUAAAAAUAAAGCAAAAUAAAAUUUUUCCAUGUUAUUCUAAUUAUAAAUUAAAUUUAUAUUUAACAUAGUUUCAUUCUAGACUAGUAAAAAAAAAAAUCAAAUUCUUACAAAAUCCUAAUUAUAACUAUGAAUCAAAUAAUACAUUCAGAACUAUAAUAAAUUAAAUUGUUUUGAUUUAUUUAAAUUAGGUUCCUUCUUACUAUCCUGAAAAUACUAUGGGACGCAGUUAUCAAGGAUAUGGUUCAAAAAGUAAAUACUCAACUGUAAAUCGAUCUCAAGAUCAAUAUAGGAGUCAAGUGCCAACAGUGCCUGUGGUAUAAAAUUUAGUUUUUGGUUUGUGUAUUAAUUUAUAUUAAUUUGUACAUUUAUUUUUUAUAAUAGUCAACAACUCCAAAUAAGACAGAUAACAUAGACAAGAGUACUAAACCUAUUUUUGCAAAUGCUACAACAAAUACUCCUGCUGAAAAUGAACCGAUAGUUGAGACAGCAUCAUCUUCAAAAUCAACUGAAGUUUACCAUCAAAGUAGUUCUUCUACAAUUAUUAAUUCAGCCAUUACUGAUAAUGCUGAUUGUCCUCAACCCAUAGUUGAAAAUAGUUCAAUAUUUGGAGGUCCUAACACAGUUCAAUCUACUACUGAUGCAACAGAAAAUAUUUCUAAGACCGUUUUUGAAAAUAAGGCAAAAGAUGAUAAAGUUGUACCAACAACUUCAAAAGUUCAGUCUGAAUUACCAAAAACAUUCACACCAUCUACCAAUUCACAAGAAGCACAGUGUUCAGACAUUACAGUGCAAUCAAGUACUUCCCAAGGGCCUUCUAAUGAACUAGAUACAACUAUUGAUUUAUCUUCACUUUCGGCUGAGUUAGAAGAUGGAAAACUUACUGAGGAAAAGUAUACUUCUGUGGAUAACAAAUCUAAUUCUGAUUGCCAACCACAGAACUCAAGUAUUAUAUUUUACAAUAUGAUUAAUUUUCAUAUAUCUACCCCAGAGAAAAAAUGCUGAGAUAGAGCAUGGUAUGAAGAGAAAGGAAUCAGAAUCAAUAAAAAUUUUAAUGAAAUUAAAAAUAGGAUGAAAGAGGGAAAGAAAAAAACCAAAAAUGUGAUUUAAUGUGAUUAAAUAUAUGAGGAUAGCUGGUGAAUAGGAGGUGGGAGAUCAGGUCAAAUGGAAGUUUAGGACACAGGUGACCUCUAAAUAAUUGGAAUGAAGAUGAAGAAGAAUAGUUUUUUUUUUAUAAGUUACAUUACAUUGAUUUGUAAAAAAAAUUUAUUAGCUGUGUACAAUAAAUAUUUAUUUUCUUAAUUUUUUUGUUUUUUUAGAAAUUCCAUUGCAGCAUGAAACUAAUGUAAGAAAAGAAUACGGAGUAAAAGGAAUGAUAUCUGAUGCUACAACAAAUUCAAUAAGUACUCCAGUAACUACUGCUGCAUAUAAUACACAAGGCAGUAAAUACUAUAAAGGUCGUCCAAUACAGUCUCAACCAAUACAGUCUCAACCAAGGCCAACUAUAAGAGAUGGGAAUUUAAAUAAUAGUUACAAUAGGUAAAAUGCAAUUAUAUAAUUGGUUUUUUUAACAAUAAUAUAUUUCAUCAUCACAUAAUUAAGAAAAAAUUAAUAUGUACAAAAAACAAAAUAAUUUUUCAAAAACUGUGCAAGUACAUGUUUGACACUUUCAACUUUGGGUUCAAAUAAUAUCUAUACAUUUUAACAUGUUUCAAUUUUGACCUAAUUAGUAAACUUAUUUUGUUCAAAAUAAAUUUUGUUAGAUAUAUGUUUAUAAAGUACUACUUUCUUGAAUUGUUUCAGAAUUAUGAAUCACAAUGUUAGGAAUUUAAAGGGGGUGUCAUAUGAUGACACAUGUCGCAAAUUAGUCAUCUGUAUCAAAAUUGUCACAGAAGAACUAUUAUUGUGCUUUUAAAGACCUUUUGAAUUUUGUAUAAUGUAUCAUAAUUUAUACGAUUUUAUUCAAUUUUAAACUUCAAAUGCUUAUAAAAAAAAGUUAAAUUUGAUAGCUUUUUUCUGCCAAAAAAAAGAAAAAGAAAAAUAGAACAGUAAACCUCUCAAAAGUUAUUAUAAGAGAUGUCUACAUUCAAUUUAUCCAGCUAUCUGCAGUACUGUUCCAUUUGAUUCCACUCUACAAUCCCACCACAGAUCUUUUUCAAUUUACUAUUCAUGUAUCAAUUAUAACAGCAGUACUUUACUUACAACAAUUUAAAUUUGUUUUUUAGUCAUAAUUUACCUGGAAUGUCUUACCCUAGAUGACUAGACUUCCUACUCCAUGGAUGGUUGAAUGCAUUUGUAGGCCUUUGUUGUUGCUACUCUCUCUAAAAAUAGAUGUCAUAAUUUGAAUUUCAGUGACUAGACUGUAUUCAUAUAUUAAUUGGUAGGGUGUGUAUAUCAACAGCCUGCUUGAAGCAACGCCUGUAUUCCCUACUAAAUAAUUAAUCGAAACAAUAGCUAAUGAGUUGUCAUUGUUACAAAUCUAAAAUUCAAGUUAAUUGAUUAGGAGUUUUUAAUUUUUUUUGUAUAGCAUAGAACUUGUAGCAAAUAUGCAUAUUAUAAUUACUUUAGUUACUUUAAUUACUGAGUAUUUAAAAACAAAACAAAAAUUCCUUUAUGAUUUUAUGAGUGUAUGUUUGUUUUAGUUUCAGAAAACCUGUGUCAGGUCUUGUACAAUCAUAUAAUGAACCUGCAAGAGAAAAUGCACAUAGGCCUCACCCUAAAAUACCAAACAAUGGUCAACAGUACUAUACCAUGUCUUAUGAUAACGGAGCUAGUGCUCGACCUUAUAAUACUCAAACAUACUAUGUUCAUCAACCUCAAACAUCUCAACCAAUGACUAGUUAUUCUUCUGUACCACGGCCAUAUUUACCUCAACAACAUAUUGUUCAGUCUCCUGAGUAUCAACAAGUCUAUCAACAGCCUGAGUUUCUUUAUUAUCCAUCAUCUUCUCAAACAUUUUAUACAACACCAGUGUUAAUGCAACCUCAAGUAUUGGCCUAUCAUCCGCCAAAAGUAUCAUGCUACAAUUGUGGAGGGCAGAAUCACACAGGAGCUGAAUGUACUGAAUUGACAAUGGAAGAAUUAACAAGUAAAGGUAGAUUUUAACAAAUUUAAAAUUAGUAUUUUAGAAAGUAGGUAUUCUUUUCUUGAAACUAAUUUUAGAUUCUGAGUGGAACAAGGAAUGUAUUGGUUUUACAAUGAUUUAAAUGGUAAAACCAUUAAAAUGGUUUUACCAUUUUACCAUAAUAUGACAUAUUAUAUAUUAUUGAAAAAGCCACACUAUCAACUGAACUCUGCUCAGAAUUUUUUUUCGUUAGCAAUGAUUUAUUGUUGCUUACAGAUAUAAAUUAAAUUCCCAUCUACAUUAGUGGCUGCACCACAUGCUAAGUAUGUCCAUUCUUUUUUAUGUUUACUUUUAUUAAUAUUUCAUAAGUUAAUUUUUUUUAUUAUUUAGAAUACACACAUUACCAAUUUACUUAAUACAUAGUGACAUAAAAGAAAAAGGAAUUUUUACCAUUCCGCAUUGAAUUGUAUUGGUAAUAUAGGAAAUUCAUUUACUAGCCAUUCACUUUUAUUUCAUAUUUCAGUAGUUUCCACAAGUACCUAUUCUAUAGUUUGCACAUUUGUAUUUGAAUUGAAAAAUCAUGUUUGAUGAUACACAGUAUUAUGAAUUUAUCUUCCAUUAUUUAAUAAUAAUAAAAGCUUUUCAUUCAUCUUAGUGAAUUAUAAUUUGGAUUUAAUCCUACUUUGGUUUUAAUUAUAUCAAGUUAGUAACUCUAUUAUGUUUAUAAAAAAUAAAGAAGUUGUUCCAAAAUAUUGUCUUUUUUACAAAUUAUAAAUCCAUGAUACAUACACACGUGUUCUGUAAUUUUAAACCAAUGUAGACCAAUUGGACCAUUUCAAAACUUAAGAAACAAAAUUAUUUUUAAAUUUUUUUUAUUUAAACGGUAAAUGAAUCUUUAUAAAUAUCAUUCAAUAAAAAUAUUUGUACAUACAAUGCAAUAUAUAUAUAUAUACACACACACAAAACUUGUGUGGGGUUUUACUUCUAGUGAAACAACCCCAUUCUUAAUCUAAUAAUUAGUCUAAGUUAAAUGGCUUCAGUUGUUUGAUGUCCUGCGAGUUGUCGAGGAGUUGUAUGGCAGCCAUAUUUGUGUGGAGCUCCAAUCUUGCAUGUUUGCGAGCAAACUGGGUAAUUACAUCCUUUCAUACCAUUUUCAAAUCGCUGUGGAUGAUGUCAUUUUUAUCAUACCGAUAUGCUGUGACGAAUGCUUUGGCAUCUUUGCAUUAUUUCGAUAUUGGACACAACCCCACAGUUGAAUACCAUAAAUCCAAAUCGGUUUAAUUAUCGAUACACACAAUGUUGAUACAUACAUGCUGGUAAAGUCUAGCUGGGAGUGUCCUCCAACUAGCCAGUAAAUGUUGAGCAUUUUUUUGUUUGAUUUGCAACUUUUUCUGGCGUACAUGUUUCCAGUUAAGUCAUGAAUCAAGAUGCAUUCCCAGAUAUUUCGUUAAUUGGAAUAUCAGCCGUAUAGAGUAGGUACAAAAUAGGUCUAAGAAUGCUACCUUGAGGUACUCCAGUUGAUAUACUCUUCCAAUUAGUUAUCGCUUCUUUGUAUCUGAUGCGAAAAUGUCUCAGCUAAAUAUGAUUUGAGGAGUGCACACCAUGUGUGCAGAAGCUACUCACGGAGUUUGAACAAUAGGCCUUUGUGCAAAACUUUGUCAAAAGCUUGGGCUACAUCCAGGAAUACUCCACAACAAUAAUUUUUCUCGUCUAACGCCUUACUGAUCAUGUUUGUUACGUGAUGAACUUAGUAGAUAGUCAAGUGUUUUUUUACGAAAUCCAAAUUGGUGAUCUGGUAUAAGUUGCUUUGCUUCAAUAAUUGAGUAAGACCCUUGAGAAGUUUUUCAAAUAGUUUUGACAUGUAUGGUAGAAGUGAUAUCAGUCGAUAAGAGGAGGCUUGUUCGGGUGGUUUUGAUAUAAAAUACCCAUAGUAGUAUUAUGAUUAUUAGCAGGUACAACUCUAUCAAAUUCUUCUGGAAUUUAGUGUACACAAUUAUUAUCAGUGAUUUACCUACUAAUAAAUUUAACAUUUUAAAGCAUUUUUAUAUUAAAAUACAGUGUUAAAUUAAUAAAUAAUGAAAAUAACAAAUAUUAUUUAUUUACUUAAGUAAACCAUUUUUAAAAAGUCAGGGAAAAUUCAAAAUGGAAUUUUGUAGCAAUCAUGAUAGCUAAGUAAUCUAUUUUUAAUUAUUUUCUAAAUAUUUUAGCAACAUUAAAUAUUAAGGUGGUGUAUAGUUGAUAGUUAAUAAUCUAUUUUAAGUAUUUGGCCAUUUUUGUGAACUGGAGUUAUUAUAGAAAUAUUGCAAGACAUAUAGCAUUAGGUUUUGAGAUAUAGAUAAAUUAAAAAUGUGAGGUAGUGGAUUACUGAAGAUUACACAAUUAUUUUUUACUAAAUCACUUGUUAUUUUAUUACUGUCCAAAAUCAGGUAUGUAAACAAAAUGAAGUUUGGACCCCUCCCAAAAAAAAAACAAAGUGGCUAUGUGCCUGUCCAGAGUUAAACUAUUUUGUAAGCUAGAUACUUUAAUUAGAGAGAUUUUAAUUUUUCACCUGUGGUUAUUAUAUCAAAUUUACUUAAAUUAGGUUUACCAGGCUUACUAGGUAAAUAAUCAUAUUGAAGUGUCUCAAAUAUUUUUUAAGACCAAUAUUAAGUGGGUGCUUUCUAACUUUGACAUGAAAUAGUUAUAUUAUCCUAAAAAAAUAUUAAUCUUUUAAUUUAUUAUUAAUUCUUAGGAGAUUCAAAAUAUUCUUUUGAGGUGGAGUUUUCAUUUUUUAUUAAAUAUUUAAUAUAUCCAUGAAAAUUUUCAUGGUGGUAUUUACAAUACUUGUUUCAUAAAUUGCAGACCAGUCCUGAUCUAUAAAUAAAUAAUACAUGUGUCUUCUAUAUAUUUUAUUUAUUUAUUUUCUCUCUAUUUUUUUUUACAUACUUACAUUAUAUUGUUAUAAUAUAAUUUUAUUAAAACCUUAUAGUUUGUGUUUUGUAAUUUAUUAAUAGAUACUUAAACAGUUUAUGUUUUUUUUUACUUUUAAGGUCUGUAUGAAACUCAUUAUGGACCACCAAUGCCAGAUGGCAGACCCCACAAUUGACAGUUAUGCUGCAGCAAUUGUAAUUCAUAUUCACAUUAAACAGGAUGACUUGAGGUAAGAAUUGUUUGUUAAAUUUUAUUAUAAAAUGUUAAUUUUAUAAAAUUUCAUUGUCUUGUUGCAGACUUCAAGGAUGGUGAGACCAUGAACACCCUCUCCUAUAGUAUUAAUUUAAAUUAUGAUUCCUCUGUUACCUGCUGUUUCCAAAUAAGACUGGGUAAUGUUUUUUUUCUUCCGGUUUAGUAUUUUUUAAAUGUAUAACGUUAGCAGUAUGAAAAUUAUGUAAACAUUUAAUUUAAUCAAACAUUAAAUUCCUGGCAACUCAAGUAGUCACUUCAAUUCCUUAUUUUAUAUUAUUUUCAACAAUCAUAUUAUAGUUAUCACUUAUUGGUAUUAUAUCUAAUUUAUUGAACUGGAUAUACUUUUAAUCUUUACAUUUCAUUCAUAUCUGAUCACAAAGCAAUUGUUUUUAAUAAAACAAUCAUGAUUAAAAUUGAUUAAUUGUUUUAUUUUUGAAAAUAAUACUUUAAUGUGUAACAUUCCCUUAUUAUUUUGACACCUGAAAAACUGAUAACAUUUAUAAUAAUUUUCUAAAUUUACAAAAAUAAUAUAAUUUGUAAAUUUAAAAACCAAAUACAUCAUUAUGUAUUUAUAUUAACAUUAUUAAUAAAUGUAGGUGAUAAUAUAAUUUACUAAAAUAAUAAAUAAUUUAAAAUUAAAAAUAUGUUGUUAAGUAAUAAAUAUCAUAUUUUCUUCUUGUAUUAAGUCUAUUAAUGUUGAUUUUUUUUAAAAAAAUUUCUUUCAAAUAUAUGCAAGUUGUAAUUAAUUUAAAAUAUUAGAAUCGUAUAAUAUUUAAACUGAACCUUAAUUUCGAUCUACUUAUUAUCUUUUGGGAUUUUAAGUAACUUUUAGACCUGAUUGAGGCCAAAGUUAUGUUAUAAUUUUAGGGAUCUUUUAUUUCAUUUGUAUUAAAAAACUAACUUAUUAGUCAUCAUUAGCAAUUCUGUUAAUAAAUGAUUUUAAAAUAGUUCUAGUUUUGAACAUGGAUACCUAAAUAAAUUUUAAUUUAUGUGAUAAUGUUUAAGUUAAACAUUUUGUAUAUAUAUAUACUUAAAAUAUUGAAUGAGAAAAAUAUACUGCUAGUCAUCAAUGAAUUGAUUUCUUGUUCAUCAAAUUCGAGUAUUGGUGUAUUUAAUCUAUUGAAAUGAAAUUAAAAGAUAAUUAUAAUGGACAUCAAUACCAAUUGUAGCUCAUUAUACAAUCUUCUAAAAGUAAAUUUCUACAUAUUUACAAAAUAUAAUUAUUGUAACAGUUAUAAUGAUAAAUGUUUUCUAUGAGUUUGAUUUAUAAAACCUUUUUUUUAUUAUUUGAAAUAAUAUUUGUAUAAAUUGAUAAGUUUAAUCCAGUAAUUUUAGAUUCAAAUGAAAAUACCUAACAAGAAAAAUAUUUUUAAUUUUUAAAAUUAUUGUUAAACAUAUUUUUAGGUGAUAGUGCUUUAAAUAUUAAAAUUUUAAGGUUUAAUUCAAUAAUAUUAACAUUAUUGUUUAUAUCCAGUUUUACAAACUUUUGUUAUUAGAUACGAUAUUCUAUGAUAAUAUUUGUAUAUAUUUGCACUUUUUUAUUAUAUAUAAUAUAUAUACACUUAAAAAUUUCUGUUUCUUCAGCUUAAUUUAGUUUAAGAAUAUUAAGUUUAAUUUAAAAUCUUCAGAUUAGACAGUGUUUUCUAAUACACCAUCAGCUACAUUCCUUAUUCUAUACAUAUUUUUUUCUGUUUAGUAUGUAAGAAUAAUUCAGAUAAAUUUUUUUUCAUACAACGCUUAACAAUUUAGAAAAUAUUUUUUCUAGAUAUUUAAAAAUUAUAUUAUAGUAUUUAAAUUAACAAACAUGAUACUUAAUAUGUCUGAAUAUGUAAAAAAAAAAAAGUAAUAAAUAUUCUUAAAUUAUAAUUUAUUCAUACAUGUUAAAUAAUCAGUCUGUAUUUACACAUACAAUUAUUAUUAUUCUUAUAUUAUUAUUCAUUAUAAUUACAUUUUUAUUAUAAAUAAAACAAACUACUUCC